Trichoplax adhaerens is the source of this 870-nucleotide messenger RNA. RefSeq lists its product as uncharacterized. Bases 1 to 870 code for a protein of 289 amino acids. The transcript has 8 exons. Gene Ontology annotation, molecular function: mRNA binding; poly(A) RNA polymerase activity. Gene Ontology annotation, biological process: RNA 3'-end processing. Lineage: Eukaryota; Metazoa; Placozoa; Uniplacotomia; Trichoplacea; Trichoplacidae. Gene Ontology annotation, cellular component: TRAMP complex; nucleolus. The record is from RefSeq and is a predicted model, not a curated record.
AUGUUACGCGAUUCAUCUCUUGCUAGAUUGCAUGAAGAAAUAAUUGAUUUCUAUCAGUAUAUUUCUCCAAGACCAGAAGAGAAGAAUAUGAGAGAAACUGUUGUUGAAGGAGUGAAAGAAGUCAUACUAACUUUGUGGCCACAUGUACAGGUUGAAGUAUUUGGCAGCUUUCGGACUGGUCUAUACCUUCCUACAAGUGACAUAGACCUGGUAAUAUUUGGAAUCGAUGGCAAAGGAGCUUUUGAAGAUCUAGAGAAAGCCUUAAUGCAACACGAAGUUUGUGACCGAGACAACAUUAAAUGCAUUCAUAAUGCAAUGGUCCCCAUCAUUAAAUUGACCGAGAAAACCUGUAAUUACAAAAUGGAUAUCGAAUUUAAUAUUGAAAACAGUGUAAAAAGCGCCGAUAUUAUUCAGACAUAUAUAAGAAAAUACGAACCAUUAAAGUACCUAGUCUUAGUUUUGAAGCAGUUCCUAUUUCAAAGGGAACUUAAUGAAGUCUUCUCUGGUGGUGUCAGCUCAUACACACUUGUUAUGAUGGUAGUCAACUUCUUACAAUUGCACCCACGACGAUAUACAGAUCAUCCGGAAGCAAAUUAUGGUGUUUUGUUAAUAGAAUUUUUUGAAUUGUAUGGGCGUCACUUUAAUUAUCACACAACCUGUAUACGAGUUCGAAAUGGAGGGCAAUACUUGACCAAGGAAGAGGUGAGGAUCAAAUAUCAACCGUCGUUUCUAUGCAUAGAGGAUCCUGCAUUAUUCUCAAAUGAUAUAGGUAAAGGUUCUUUCCGAGCAGCUUUUGUAAAGCAAUCUUUCGAUUACGCUUAUUCUGUAAUGAGCAAGGCAGUACUAGAUAAUACUCCUUAUCCGAGGUAA